UUGUUAGACUUGGUGGAAGCCCUGCCUCUUCGUCUCUUCAAGGCUACUGCAGAGGACCUCGGCCAAAUCCUCUGCUGGAUCGGCGGUUACUCGGAGUCCGAGCUGGUCCCCCUGCACUCAGUUCGUAGCCGUCUUGCUCGCAGUCUGUUGAGUCACCUACCAUGGGAGGCUGUUGUAAACACCGUAAGGCUGUCCACAACAAGUUAUUCCAUGUUUUGA
Dibothriocephalus latus is the source of this 219-nucleotide messenger RNA. NCBI's taxonomy places the organism in Eukaryota, Metazoa, Platyhelminthes, Cestoda, Diphyllobothriidea, Diphyllobothriidae. The record is from the annotation of a GenBank genome assembly.